Molecule: messenger RNA, 300 nt
Organism: Pestalotiopsis fici W106-1
Lineage: Eukaryota; Fungi; Ascomycota; Sordariomycetes; Amphisphaeriales; Sporocadaceae
Exons: 1
Coding region: 1-300 (99 amino acids)
Source: RefSeq, a predicted model, not a curated record
AUGAAGGCCCGAACUUCUGUCCGCUACAGCCAGUACAGCAUGCAGGCUCCCUCGGUCGCCACGACGGACAGCGCCCACGCCGAAAUCAGCAACAUUGGAACCGGCCUGGAGCGCAUGGAAAACAAGGCCCUCACCAAGCAGCGCGUCGAACUCUCCGAGGCCAAAACAGCCCAUAUGAGCAAACUGGCACUUGGUGCCAAGUUGGAGCGCGCCCUCGACCGUCGCAUGACCAGCCAAGACGCCGUUAUGCGGCCACGAAAAGCCAGUGUGUUGAACGAGAAGACUGCCGUACAGGCAUAA